AUCAAAAUUCAUCUACAAAUCCCACCACAAAUCUUACUACUACGGAAAUUGAGAACAUUAAUGUUGAUCUUUUACUUAAAGAAGAAAGAUUUGAAGAGUCUAUGAAAAUUGAUAUUGAAGCGAUAAGUAUUUAUACAAGUGAUGG
Molecule: messenger RNA, 145 nt
Organism: Racocetra fulgida
Lineage: Eukaryota; Fungi; Glomeromycota; Glomeromycetes; Diversisporales; Gigasporaceae
Source: the annotation of a GenBank genome assembly